Schistosoma bovis is the source of this 1307-nucleotide messenger RNA. The record is from the annotation of a GenBank genome assembly. NCBI's taxonomy places the organism in Eukaryota, Metazoa, Platyhelminthes, Trematoda, Strigeidida, Schistosomatidae.
AUGAAUUCUAAUCAGAAAUCUUCAGAAAAUAGAAGUUUUCCAUUAAAUGUCAGUAAUAAUCGUCAAACUGUAUUAAAUCGUUUAAAUGAACGUCAUACACAGAGUCAAAUUGUUAAUAGUCAACGAAAAAAUGCUGAUUCAUUUGGUAAUGGAAAUAUUCAUGAAAAUUUUUUACAACAUUUCACUCAAUACAAAUUAGCUAUUGUUACAGAUUUAGAAGAUAUGACCAAAAAAAUACAAGGAUAUAAUUUACCAAUAAAUGAACGUACUCAGUUUGUGGAUGACAUUUUAGCUCGUUUAGAACAUAUGCAGAAUUGGUUGAAUGAAGCGUCAAUGUAUCUUACUUCAUUCGAUAAUGAACAAGCACGUUUAGAGUUAAAGAGCUUAAAUGAUCUAUUUCAAGAGAAAAAAACAGAAUUGUUACCUAGUAAGAAAUUUGGUUUUUCACGUCAACAGACAACUAAGAAACAGGAAAAUGAAAAUAAAAAUGAAUCUCAUCCAGAAUCUUCAAUUUGUAAAUCGUCAUCUAUUGUCGCCCCAAAAAAUAAUGACUCAAUAAUUUAUGAUGAGCGUUUCAGUUUAAUCAAUAUUACUGGCCCUAAACAUUUUAUUAUACCAAAUAUCAAUUGUUCAUCGGAUUCAUUUAUUUCACAAACUGUUUACUUGAUUGAUUUAAUAGAUUGUACAAUUGAAAUAUGUCAUGUAUUUGGUAGUUUAAUUGGUCGUCGUUUAAAAAAUUGUAAAAUUUAUGCCUAUCCUAUUUCAGGUUCAGUAUGGCUUGAUGAAUGUAUUAAUUGUGAUUUAGUAUUUGCUUGUCGUCAAUUAAGAAUACAUCAAACAUCCAAUUGUCGACUUGGAUUACAUAUGGCUAGUCGACCUAUCAUUGAACAAUGUACAAAUUUAAAAGUAGCUCCAUAUCAACUUGUUUACAAAUCACUUGAACAAGAUUUAUCUACAGCUGGUCUAUCAAUUAAUAGUAAUUUAUGGCAUGAAGUUGAUGAUUUUAGUUGUCCUAAUAGACGACUUACAAAAACUUCUCCAAAUUGGUGUAUAAUGCCUGAAGUCGAUUGGUCUUCAUUAUGCCCAAACAAAAAUUAAUAUAAUAUUAUGUAAUUCUUUUCGAAAUAAAAAAACUGGUUUUUAAAAAUGUAUAUGUACGCAUGUAUGAAUGUCAGAAAAAUUUGAAUGAUCUAAUCUAAGAACAAUGUAAUUAUUAGGAUUUUUAUUUACUUUAUUAACCUUUUUAUUUGUUUUCUGUUCGACUAUUUUGUACACUCUUAAGUGUCCGAUCAAUCUUACUACCUCUC